This is a messenger RNA of Parnassius mnemosyne (clouded apollo), 6798 nucleotides long. Lineage: Eukaryota; Metazoa; Arthropoda; Insecta; Lepidoptera; Papilionidae. The record is from the annotation of a GenBank genome assembly.
AUGGUGGUAGGCGAAACCAAGCGUACUGCCAACAUUAUGGACGGAAUCGAGAACACCGGCGACGUGCGGCUACACGAUCAUAGACUACGUCUCAAACAGAGAUUUGACAUAGUUAGAAAAUUAGGACAAGGCACAUACGGCAAGGUGCAGCUGGGUAUAAACAAGAAGACUGGACAAGAGGUCGCGAUCAAGACCAUCAAAAAAUGCAAAAUCGAAUCGGAAGCCGAUCUCAUUCGCAUCCGCCGCGAGGUACAGAUCAUGUCCUCUGUGAGGCAUCCCAACAUCGUCCAUAUUUACGAAGUAUUUGAAAAUAGCGAGAAGAUGAUACUUGUGAUGGAGUACUGUUCUGGAGGAGAAUUGUACGACUACCUCAGUCAAAAGAAAGUAUUAGAAGAAGAUGAAGCCAGAAGGUUAUUCCGACAGAUCGCGACAGCUGUUUACUACUGUCACAUACACAAGAUCUGCCAUAGAGAUUUAAAAUUAGAAAAUGUCUUACUGGACGACACUGGUAGUGCUAAGAUUGCAGACUUUGGCCUGUCAAACGUUUUUAAAGAGACUUCAUUACUGUCUACGUUUUGUGGCUCGCCGCUCUACGCAUCACCCGAAAUUGUUAAAGGGACACCAUAUAUCGGGCCUGAGGUGGAUUGUUGGUCGUUGGGGGUGCUGCUGUACACCCUAGUCUACGGAGCUAUGCCGUUCGACGGCUCUAACUUCAAGCGUCUAGUCCGACAAAUCAGCAACGGCGAUUACUACGAACCUAAGAAUCCUUCUACUGCGUCGCCAUUGAUUAGAGACAUGCUCACAGUAGACCCGUUGAAGCGCGCGGACAUCGCUUACAUCUGUGAUCAUACUUGGGUGAACGCGGGAUGCUCGACAUCGUGCCUGGAGGUGGCGGAGGCGCUGGCCGCGGAGACGCCGGUGCGGCUCGACCUGCUGCUGUCGCUGGCGCCCGCCGCGCCCGCGCACGGCAACUCCGUCGUGGUGCCGGCCGAGAAUGAACUGGGACCAGAAGAAAGUUGCACAGACCUAACAAGCUCAACAUCUAUGCCUGUUGAGCCAAGCAACUCUGCGGAGAAGAGAAUUCUCGAGCUUGUCGCUGAGGGUGGAGAAGAUGCAAUAAAACCAUCACCAACUCGCACAAUAGUGACUGCGGGCGAAAACAAGCGCAAGUUGGAGCUCGCGAUGUCUGCCAGCGGGUUGCAGAGGAAGAAGGAGAGGGUUGCGAGUUGCGCAAGCGUUGCUCAGCUGCCGGGCGCGCUCCCCGAAGAGCCUUCGCCGGACUCGCCGCCUGCUGAAGAACCGCUGCCAGCUGAACAACUUCAACCCUCCUUGAAAUCAUCAGCAACUAUCACCAUAGCCCCUGCACCAGUCGAACUAGCCAAAGAUGCUACUGUUGAUAUCUCUAAGCAAAUGCCCAAAGAAGAAGAAACUAAUGACGUGACUAAACCCCAUGUUACAAUCAAGAAAAAGAUCACUCCAUCUAAAGGAGAAGAGAAGGAAUCGCCAGAAAAGCAGGAUGAUGUGAAGAUAGAAGAACCAAAACCAGCUUCAGUGGCCACAACUACAGAUAAAUUGACUUCGCUGUCUUUGACGCAACAAGCGCCCGCCGCCACGACGCCUGCCCCGGCAAAACCGAAAAAACUAUCAAUCGGUGGUCAUGUGGGUAGUUUCAAGGAACAAUUCGAAAGACGAGCAUCGUUGACUGCAGCACCGGAAAUCAAACGAAAUGUCUCCAAACCGGUUGUAUCAAAGAUUGCGAAGCCAAAGGCUCAAAGUGAAGACAGAGAGUUAUCGGGAAAAUCUUCGGACAACGGCACCGUUAGACUGCAACAGAUUGGAAUUGAACCCUCACAGACUCCAAUUGAAGAAGCGAGAGAAAUAAAUCGCAGCGGCGUAAAGAAAACGGAGAGCGAGCCGAUGCAUAACACCACUCAGGUCGAUCCAUCUGUCCUUCUACAAGAUGCUAGAAGAAGUCUCCAGAACUCAAUGGCGAAGCUGGUAGAGGAGAAAGCGGGUGAGGAAAGUCGCAGGCGUGCAGCACGCGAUAUUAUUUCAUCUGCCAUUCGCACUGGCAAGCCGCCGAUGCCGUACGGGCGGUCUUCGUCGGCGGGCGUAACGUCGCUGUCGACUCCGCCGGGGACUCCGCCCGCCGCGCCGCCCUCCGCGCCGCCUUCGUCGCGCCUCUACCGGACCGAGGCGCAGCACCGCGUCGACGAUCACCGGAACAGGGGCGUGUCGGUGGAGCGCAUCAUCCCCAUCCAUAUGGCGGCGGAGGAUGCGGCGCAGCGGCCGAGCCCCGGUCCCGCCUCUCCCGCCGCCCCGGCACCCGCAUCGCGCACGCAUACACCGCUUAGACGGCUGGCGUCUGCGGAAUCUCCGACGAGCGAAACGAGCAGCAGCGGAGGCGAGCCGAUCAAGAAGUCGGCGCGCGAGUUCAUCAUCCCGAUCGCCGUGGAGGGCAAGGGCUACGUGACGCCGCGCCAGCGCAGCCUCGAGCCCGAGCGCCGCGCGCCCGCCGGCCUGGCGCGCGCCCACAAGCCGCGCCGCAUCAGUAGUCUUGUCAGUGGAGGUGAAUCUGAAGAAGAAGACGACACUCAUAUGCAUAGGCUGAGGUCGAGCCGAGCAGCCCGCGCAGAGUCCGUAAGCUCAGGGGAAGAAGACGAAGAAGAUGAGGGCUUCCACCUUCUCACCGCAGAUAAUUUGUUCUCCACGCUCUUGCACAGGGUUCGUGCGUUAACCCAGCGUCUGAACGGCGACGAUGGUCCCGGCUUUUCGCAACACCCGCACUCACUUUUUAACAACCUGCAGUCUCCGUUCUUCAAUAGCCCUCACUUACCAAGGAGACAUCUGAUCACUCAUAAAUUUGUGGAAAGUAAACGAAGUGUGUCUGAGACGCGAGAAGGUUGGGGUUCGCGCGACUUGCACUCGGACUUCGAGUCGAUGUUCAACAAGAGCCGGCAGCCGAUGCCGCGAGGUGAUUGUAAGAAAACCGGCAAGAAGAACCAAACGUCAAAGGCACAGAAAACGGAUACCGAGCGCGGUUUGGAUCUGUCGGAUUUGGAUUUGAGUUCGAUCGAGUUCUCGGAGAGGGAGAUGCAGGCGCUGUCGGGUCUGACGCCGGCGCUGUCGCGGCGCCUGCAGCAGCAACUGCUGGCGCACCUGCCGCCCGCCGCCGCGCGCUCGCUGCGCCGCACGCUGUCGCUGCACGCCGCCGCGCCCGCCGCGCCCCCCGCAACCCGCAGCCACUCCGCCUCCUCCAAGGGCACCCACGUCGACGAACUCACGCCCAACACCGAGGACGAACAUCACCCGCGCGAUCUCACUCCAAAACUCGACCACAUGAAAAACAUCCAAAACAACGACGUAGCCGCCGUUACUAAAAACGCUAACAGUCAAAUCCAGGAAAAUAUGACGGACCGCGAAGAUGUUAAGCGAAAUCGCUAUUCACGUAGUCGCUCUGUAAAAUCCAUCGACGAUGACACUAUUAUAGAAAAUCCUCCAGAAAAAAUAGAUCCCGACAAAACUAGUACACCUGUGGAUAUUUACAAAAAAGAAAUAGACAAACCCUUGUGUGUAAAUUUAACCGAAGCGAAAAGAAUUGUCGAUAAAGAUGAAGUUAUUGAAUUACCUUCGACGCACGUCUCACAAUUUUGCACACUACCCCGUCUUAAACGAAAUUCAGCAACGUCUAAUGAUUCUGUAUCUCCGUCAUCUAUUGUCGAUUCUGUGGGCUACGAUUUUUCAUCUAAAUGCCUUGAAAAUGAAUCAAAUCAAUCUCGAGAUAGCAUGCGUAACACUCCGGACCGUCCUCUACUUAGUAAAUAUUUAAUUCCCGAACGACAUUUAUCUUUAGACGAAUCUUAUUCUUCUGACUGUAGUAGUAUAUUAUCAGAACCGAGCUAUAUAGCGGCAUAUGGAUCAUCUUCACUAGGUAAUACAUCCGGUCUGGGUUUUAGACGUCACUCAAUGAGAUUGGCAGGUGAUCAACCCAGGAAACGCUUGUCAAGAUUCCUUAGAUCAGACUUUUUUGAUACUUCUCCAGAUGAAAACAUUUAUGCUAAACACAAAAAAGAAAAAGAAUUGGAAACUCAAAAAGUCCUUAAAGAAAUUAGAGAAAAGAAAAAUAAGUCACUGGAUUCGCCUAAAAGCCCAGUAGACGUAAAUGACUCUACUUCAUUACACAAUGAUGAAUCUGCUUAUCUUCGUAAAUGCCUUUCACCAGUAAGUAACAUAUUAAGCAAAGAACGAAGUAGAUCGACAACGCCUUUCUUUCCAAUUUUAGAUAAUAUUAAGGAAACUAAUUUAGACACUUCAUUGACACUGGCAGAUUCAAAUAAAACAUCAAACGUAAAUGAUACCGAAGCUAAAAAUCAUAAAUGUCUUAAUGAUAACAAGUUGAAAGAUAAAGAAUCCAAAAUGUCAAGACCAAAAAGCUAUCCAGUAAAAAACUUAAACACGUUGGAAGAAUCAAAUAAAGUUAUACUAGAAGAAAGCUGUGCAGUAAAAAAUCGUGAAGGGGAGGAAAAGAAGUUACCACGAGAGUCGAAAAUAAUGCGACCAAAGAGUUAUCCUACAAGUAGCCCGUCACCUGAAAAAAUGUACUUAAAUCGAAACGGUAAAAAGGAUGAAUUAAAAAAUUCCUCAAUACCGAAAGAAGAAAAUAUUAAUCAAGAUAAUAAAAGUGAUGUGGAAGUAAGUUUUAGCAUUACACUGCCAAAGAAAAAAUCAAUUUCAAUAUCAAAACCAGACACAAUUAAAAAACAACAAUCACCCGAACAAGAAAUUGAACUUGGAACAGACCUCACCCCGACUCUUGUAUUAAAAAAAUAUAAAGUAAUAAAAGAGGAUGAAGUGCUUCAAAAUAAAGAAGACAAUACUGUUCAUAUUGGAAAUGGCACGGUUGUAGAAAAUGCUAAGAAAAAUGAAUCUUCAGUAGGAAACAGUGCUAGUAAAAUGACAGAAACUAAAAAAGUUGACAGUGAGACGAGCAAUAAAAAAACUGUUAAAAAGAAAAUAGUUAAAAAAGUUUCUUUAAAAUCAAAGUCUGAUUUGAUAGGUAACCAGGAAUCAACUGAUGUCAAUAAUUCAACGGAGAAAAAGAAAGUUGUAAAAAAAGUGAAACAGAAAAGUAUGGAUGAUAAUCCUAAAGAAUUGACGAUAGUAAAAAAGAAAUCUGUUUUACAGUCUAUAGGUCACAAAUUAGAGAAAUUAGCGUCAUCAAAGUCUAAUUCUCCUGAAAAAGCAUCUCAUGGCAGUAUUGGAUCAGAUGAUUCGAAAAAGGAAUCAAAGUUAAGUAGAAUGCAGCGAGAACAGUCUGUUCCUGUAACAACAGAUCCUCCCACCGAGUCGAAUCUUAUUAAAAGAGCGGUUACUUUAACAGAUGUUGCUGCUUUAGAAAAUAAAAACGUUAUUAAUCAAAAUAAAACAACUGUAUCCAAGGUUUUAGGUCUGUUCAAGAAAUUUGAACCGAAAGAAAAGAAUUUGAAAUCUGGUGCCGAAAAAUCUCUUAACGAAAAUUUAAUAAAUAAACACGAUUCUCAGACCGAAACAAAUUUAGAUAGUGAUAAAGAAAAACCUAAAAGACCGACUUCAUUACUUCUUAAUGGUUUAGGGCGUAAGAAUAAGAAUAAUAAAGCAACCAGUGACAGCAUUUCCGUUAGUUCGUUAGAAAAUGAUGAGCAACUGGUAGUUAAAAAAGAAAGUGAACCUAAAAAUACAAACAAUACGCUGAAAUUAGACUUCUCCAGGUUGCCAAGAGUUAAAAAAAUAGUUCCUACAAAUCCUGUGAUAGAACCGCAAGUUAUGGAUGUCUCUGCAGGUGAUAAAGAUAUUGAAAAGAGAGAUAUUUUUGACAAAAAUGGACAUAGUAGUAAUACUAAAGUUGAAACAAACGAGGCAUAUUCUCGUAGUCGCUCAAGAAGCCGAUCAAUUUAUUCUAAUUCCGAUAUUAAAUCCGAGCACAGCGCAGAUAUUAAAGUACCGGAUAAGAUAUCUGAUAGUACUCUACCAAAGACCUCCGUACUUAAUACUACGCGAAACAGAGAUUCCAUUAGUCCUGAAAAAGAAGAUAUAGUGGACAGAAUACGAAGAAAAAGCUUUUAUUCGAGGUUUAAUGAAAAAAAGCAACGUCGAAAAAGUAGUUUAGUGGGCCCAGGGGCUACAGAGUAUGACCCUAUCGCUAAACUUCACUCACCACCGACAGAGUCCAAAUUUGACGUUUCUCCUAACUCUCCUAUUAAGUACGACUUAUCGCCUGGAUUUUCCGCUGCAUCAGACUUGUCACCAUCUACGGACCGCUACAGAUCCUUAUUAACUGAUCAUCCAAGCACCAAAAAUAGAUAUGAGGGACUUAACAACAAAAUUGAUACAUACCGAUCCCUGGACCGAAAUGAUUUCAGAAAGUUUUCAAGCGGUCGAAGUUACUUAGAUUAUGAUCAGCCUGCAACAUUUGGAACUCACAGGUACUCGAGAACAAAAUCUCUAUUAGACAGUUCGGAUAGUAACGAAGACCACAGUCUAAGUCACUUGAGAGAACCACAAAGAUACAGUAGAACUAAUUCUUUAUUUACUCCUGGUAAUUACGCCACAUAUAGGCCAAAAAGAACUCGAAAUUCUGCUAUUAUAUUAAAAGAGAGUGAAAAGGAACCGAGUCCUGAAAAUAUUCUAGACAAAAUAAGGAACAGAAAGAUCUCAAUCAGUGUGACAAGGAAACCAGAUUCUGCGGACUUACUAGCAAGAUCCAAUGUCACAUCUAAAGGCGAAAGCGACAGUGCAGAAUGCCCUGAGAAAAUUGACUGA